Parathielavia appendiculata is the source of this 4105-nucleotide messenger RNA. RefSeq names its product topoisomerase 1-associated factor 1. The transcript has 2 exons. Gene Ontology annotation, biological process: DNA replication checkpoint signaling; DNA repair; replication fork arrest. Lineage: Eukaryota; Fungi; Ascomycota; Sordariomycetes; Sordariales; Chaetomiaceae. Gene Ontology annotation, molecular function: DNA binding. Bases 133 to 3786 code for a protein of 1217 amino acids. The record is from RefSeq and is a predicted model, not a curated record. Gene Ontology annotation, cellular component: replication fork protection complex.
CGUACUUCGGAGCAAACGCUCAAGCCAGAGACAAUACCAGCAAGACCACAACUUAGCAUCGAAACCAUUAGCACUGGACUUCACAUGUCAGCAUCACCAUAAAUCCUGCGCUCUUCGUGUUCCCGGUUCAAAAUGGAGGACGCAGAUGUCACCAACGACAUCGUGCACCCGCAUGUCCGGGCACACAUCAACAGUUUGGUGUCUGCGCUCGGCGGCUACAGUAUAGACGACGAUGGAGGCUACAAGCUCGGAGAUGACGCCCUCGAGGUGCUGCGCGACCUCAAGAGAUGGAUCCGCUUCCACGACGAAAAGACGAACCGCAUGGACGUCGCCCGUUGUCUGGCUGAAGCAAACAUUGUCGGGUCCGAUCUCUUGCAUAUCCUGGCCAUGUGGCCCCCAAACGACAGCGGCAGCAAGUACAGGGCAAAGGUCGCUCUGGCCUGCCUCGAAGUCAUGGUGCCGCUCACUUGGCCCAUCGAGAAAGACCACGAAGCCAUGACCAUCAACCAUCACCGCAACAUACCCGUGCUGCAGCUCGCUCAGCUGGCCUACAAACGCGCCAUUCUCAACUUCGAUGCUGCCCCAAUUCUCGGUACUGCCAUCAGGUUGGCCCUUCCCUCCAUGGCUCUGUCCAACGGGGACCGAUCACCUCGCAACCAGGGCAUCAUCAAACUGGUCCUGUACUUUCUGCGCAACAUCACCAUGAUUACACCGCCUCCAGGGGUCAAGUACAACGGGGACGAGACCCAAGUCUCCCGGUCGACUCUCAUAGAUGCCUUCUCUUUUCAGGACGUCUUCGUGUUCCUCGAGACCAUCGCUUCCAACAUGGGCGAUGACUUUCGGCUUGAGGACGUCAUUGUCAUGGAAAUUGUCUUCCACCUCGUCAAGCGCGUCGACUCUAGCAAGCUAUUUUUGAGCGAGAAACACUUGCACCAGAUCAAGGCCGACGAGCUCACCGCUGCCAUGCAAAAAGAGGCUGCCAUGUUGAGAUCGUACGGCAAGCACGCGCCCACCCGCCACAGCCGCUUCGGCACUACCACCUGGGUCAAGUGGGCGAGCGGGAAACUCUCCACCGUCUCGGGCCAGGACGGCCUGCUGGACGCCGCGGCCCGCGAGAGGAAGAUGGACAGCAAUAAGAGCUUCAGGCCACCGAGGCGAGCCAGGAAAGAAGACAUGGAGCCCAAGAAUCUGGGCCCUCCGGUGACAUUGGAUGAGAGAGCCCGCCAACAGCUCGGGUCAUUCGUCUCGGAAUUCCUCGACUCUUGCUUCAACCCUCUAUUCGCCCAUGUGAGGAAGUCCCUCGAGCGCGAGGCGCCACACGUGUUACAGUACCACCACAGCCAAUUCUUCUACCUGGUAGCCUGGUUCCUCGAGGCAGAGCGGAUGCGCAGCAACAGGAGAAAAUCCGACUCCAACCAACACUCGGAUGGAGACGAGGUGAGAAGCUUUAACCUCAUCGCCGAGGUGCUUACCCAGGAGAUGUUUAUCACCAUGAACCGGGCUUUGGACCGGGCCUACGGAGACAAAGAUUGGCCGCUGUUGACUACCGUCAUGCGCUCUUUUACCCAGAUCCUCCUGACCGUCCAGGAAAUGGCCGACUCCGGCAACGAAGAAGACCAGGAGAUUGCCGACAACAUCCUAAGUCGGCUGUUCUACGAAGAGACGACACACGACGCGAUAGCAAACAUUGUCCGCACGUACAAGGAUCAGGGCUUCGAAUACCUCGACGCCUGUACCGAACUUACGCAUACAUUUCUCCGCAUUCUCGAAGCUUAUUCGAAACAAAAUGUCGACCUGCAAAUCCGCUCUCGCAAAAGGACACGGCGGAAGAAAAGGGCGGCCAAGGCCGCUGCAGAUGUGGGUGGAGAUGAAGAUCAGCCAGACGCAGAAGAUGACUCGGCAGACGACGAGAGGCAGGCCGAGAAGACCAGCCAAGAGAGGAAGUUUGACUUCAAACGAUUUGCCAUGAGGUUCAUCCCCCAAGGUGUGGUUGACACAUUCGUCAGCUUCACGGCAUAUUACCGGGAUCUUAACGACUCCCAGCUGAAGCGAGCCCACCGAUACUUCCACCGCAUUGCCUUCAAGCAAGAAAUGAGCGUCAUGCUGUUCCGCUUGGACAUCAUCCACCUCUUCUAUAACAUGAUCAAGGGCCCGGAGCCCCUCGACAUUAAGUGCUCCGUGUACAAGGACUGGGAAGAUCUUGUCAGGCAUAUUAUUAGGAAAUGCGUACGGAAGCUGGAAGAUCGGCCAGCCUUGUUCACUGAGCUGCUGUUCUCCAAGAUCAACAGCACCGCUCACUACCUGGAGUACGGCCAUGAGAAGCAAACCAUCUCCAGCAACCCAAGACCAGGCGCCGAGCUCGAAUUCAAACGCGAACUUGAGCGCGACCAACAAAUCGCCAUUGUUGUUGGCGUCUUGCUCGACAGAAACCAGACCGAUCACCUAGAGUGGGUAAAGAAGCAGCUUUCCGAAGCCGAGAGUGAGCGGCGCGCUUGGCAGAACGCCGAGAAGGCGCUGGAAGCGGAGAGGCCGGCUGGUGAAGCAGCAGACGAGUCAGCCGAGCCCAGCACGGCGAAGAUCGCUCCUCACGCCACCAUGCGCCCAGACAACGACGCCCGCCGCACCGCCAUGUUCAAGAACCCCCAUCUUCGUCUUCUCAUGAAACUGGUCGGAAUGGAGCGCCUUGCUCCAACCCUCGACGAAUCCCCCGACUCGAUAUGGAUCAUUCCCGGUACUGUCACAGCCGACGCCCUGAAGGAGACCAUCUCCCUCGUCAACAAAGCCGAGUUCACCCCACCGACCUUUGAAGACGGCGAGCUCGCCGAAGACCAACUCCGCCGCAAAUCCGCGCCGCGCAAGCGUGCCGCCUACGACGACGACGACCACAACGACAACAUAGACGACCUCAUCAACGACGGUUCCGACGACGACGACACCGGUAUCCUUUUUCCCGCAGGCGGCCCGACGACGCGCAAGCGCACGGCCGAGGACGAACCACCCAAGAAGCGCAGACAGCGAAGGCGCCGCCGCGAGGGCAACGCGGACCCGACCGAAGAGCAACUCGAGGCCGAGAAGCAGGCGAAGCGCAAGAGGGAUCUUGAGAAGAGGCGCAAGGUCAAGAGCGAGAUGUACGUUGAUCUGCGCGAGGACGACUCGGACUGGGAGGGGAACAGAGAGCGGGAUGCGCUCUUCUUCGCCAGGGAGCGCGAGAGGCAGGCGGCCAAGGACGCGAGCUUUGGGCUGAGCUCGAAGCCGUCGGGCGUGGAGAGGUCGACAUGGGAGGAGUUGCUCGGCGUUGGUGACGAUGACAUGGAGGAUGGUGAUCGUACGGUGAUAGGGAAGGGGAAGCAGGCGCGGGGGACGAGGAAGAGGAAGUCUGAUGCUGCCCUUGCUGAGAGCAGUGACGACGGUGAGGAAAGUGGCACAGCUGCUAGUGACAGUGGGCCAUCAUCCUCAGCGAGGAGGACAAUCAAGAGGAGGAGAGCAGCGCCAAAGCCGAAAGUGGUUGAAGUUAGUAGCGAUGACGAGGAGCCAGACGAAGAGCAGAUGGAUGAGAAGGAUGAUGCUAUGGAAUUCACCCAGUCCGGUAAGGACGGGGCCGUUACGGACGACACUCCGUUGUCCUCGCACCCUAGCCCGGCAGCCAACGCGGCCGCUGAGAAGAAGUCCACAGAGACAGGGGAAAGCGAUGAUGAGGAUGAUGACAUACCUGUUGCCAAGACGGCAGCCAGGGCUCGGCCAAGGGCGCGAGCGGGGUUCAUUGUCGAGAGUAGCGAUGAGGAGUGAUGGUUCUGCGGGGGAUGGGGUAUCAAUGAUUGGAUGGAAUUGCAUGAAGUUUGUUUGUAAUGUUGUUAUGGAUUAAGGGGUAGCAUGGCGUUUGGCGUAAUGAAGGACUCUGUAGUAAGGCUAGCAGAUACGUCAUAGAGGGAUUUGGAAUUAACGGAUGUGCAAGCCACAGAGCUAUAAAAUGUGUUUAGCCCUUUGCCAAUGCACGUUGCUGAGUCCGUCCCUCUUGUUUUCUCACGCCAGCCUGCAUUCUGCGGGGAGCUAGGGAGGAGAUGGGACCUAAUGGAGCGUUUGGCUCGUUUUAAACCCUGCUUUGUUG